AUGGCUUCGCUCUUCGCGGUUCUCUUUACUCUUCGCCUCCUAGAGACUGCUUGGGCUGAGCCUGCACCCUCAUAUCCUUUCAACGCACAACUCCCUCCUGCCGCCAGAAUAGAUCGGCUCUUCUCGUACUCUUUCUCUCCAAAUACAUUUACAUCCAAUUCCAAUAUCACCUACAGUCUAGGCCAUCAUCCAAGCUGGCUAUCUCUCGAGAAAGGCGGCCGACGUCUGUAUGGGACGCCAAAAGAUGACGAUAUCCCUGCGGGAGAGGUCGUAGGCCAGCAGUUUGAUCUUAUUGCGACGGAUAGUAUCGGUUCGGCCUCUAUGAAUGCUACUAUUGUAAUAUCACGCAAUCCGCCACCCUCAGUAAAAAUACCUAUUUCACAGCAGAUGGACAGCCUGGGACAAUUUUCAGCCCCGUCUUCGCUCUUAUCCUACCCAUCAACCGAUUUUCGGUAUACUUUUGACCUGAAUACGUUUGGUGCUGGGAAAAAUUUCAGCUAUUACGCUUCGACUAAUGAUAGCACUCCUUUGCCAGCAUGGAUCACAUUCGAUAAGCAAACGCUGACCUUCUCCGGGAGGACUCCAGCUUUUGAGUCCUUGGUCCAACCUCCGCAGAAGUUUGAUUUUAAUCUCGUCGCCUCUGAUAUUGUCGGGUUCUCGGGAACUGCUCUCUCAUUUGCUAUUGUGGUCGGCAGCCACAAACUUACUACGGAUCACCCCGUCAUUCAGCUGAAUGCUACAAGAGGCUCCAAGAUUAGCUAUGAUGGACUGACCAAAGGGAUCCAGCUGGACAACAAAGCUAUCGAACCUAGCUCCCUUAAUGUGUCGACUGAGAAUAUGCCCUCUUGGCUGUCUUUAGAUCCGACGACGCUACUCGUGGAAGGAACGCCGACAAGCAACGAUGAGUCCGCCAGUUUUACAAUCAUCAUUCAUGAUUCAUUUGCAGAUGUUCUGAAUAUUCACGUCCGAGCUGAUGUGGGCACUGGUUUAUUUCAGUCAAACCUCCAAAGGGAUAUCGAAAUUAAGCCUGGAGAUGAAUUUAACCUUGACCUCUCGUCAUAUUUCCGCGACCCUAAGGAUAUAGACCUCAAAGUUGAUCUGGAUCCCGAACCGGGCUGGCUACAUGUUGAUGGGCUCAAAAUAUCAGGCAAUGCCCCCAAAACGGCAAAAGGCAAAUUCAAAAUGUCACUCAAAGCUACGUCGAAAAGCAAUGGUCUCAGCGAAUCAGAGGUAUUGCAAGCCGCCUUUCUCUCGCCAGACAAAGCGACGUCGUCCUCCGGUUCUCAUGCAUCAAAUUCCACGAUGCCGGCUGGCAUGAGUUCCGAAGAUGGCCCACCUCACCGUAUGAAUACAACCGAUAUUCUCCUGGCUACUCUUUUACCGAUUCUGUUCCUCACCUUUGCCAUAAUGCUCAUUGUAUGCGUCAUGCGCAGAAGACGGCAUCGUCGAACUUAUAUCUCGUCAGCAAAGCAUCGGCCCAAGAUAUCAGACCCAAUACGCUUUACACUGCGCAAUAACGAGUCAGACGAGGAAACAAUCUACCACGUAGAGAAGACUAUAGGCUCCAAAAGAUCCAACACGCAGCUACAGCUAUUCAAGAAAGGUAAUGGUAUCUUUGCAGAGGUGGCAUCACAAAUAUCAUCAAGGUCAAAAAGAUCGGGUACUUUGCGCGGUGUUUCCAUACCCAGGCGUACUCCUACAGCGCCAAUGGCAUCGGGAGCUCGGCCUGCCACGGCUAGGAGCGUUAGUCCGCUGGACGACGAAGAUCAAGCCUCAUGGUUUACCGUAGAGAGAACCACAGCUAGCGGGCGAAGCCAUAAGGCAACAGACAGCUGCCAUUCAGACACGACCUUGCCCGAAGCCGCUCAGUUGUAUUUGCCCACAUCAAGUUUCCUCACAGAAGCUGGGGGGAGUGCAUUUAGGAGCGGACUAGAUCUUACGCUGCCGUCCUUUGAUGAUUUGGCCAAUAUACAGCCCAUGUCCGUUGCACCUCACAACGUUUCAAGCGAGCGAGCUGUCUCGGGGGCCUUUUCGGCUACAACGUCCAGUUCUGCCGCGUUGCCGUCAGUCCUUUCGACAGUUCAAGACAUUCAAGAGCCAUUUGACCCCAGCCUUGUUAGUCGAGCGAAAGAACCCGCCAAUAAGCCUCUCACCAAGGAAAAGGAGCCCGCCACAGAAACAAAGGCAGAUGGCGAAGCAGCUGAAAGCAUCUCAGAGCUAAAACAGCCCAGCCAAGCGCGACUUUCGAGCCACAAAUGGCUCAGCCGCCGCGGUUCUUCUUGGAUGAACACAGCCUCUAUAUCAAAUAGAGCCAAGAGCUUCCAAACAGAGCCAUCAUUUGGAUCAAACGAGAACUGGCGCGCGCUCGCCCAACGAGAUCCAAGCAUAGCAUACCUAGAGCUCGUAGACGAGACGCCUUUCCUCCCGUCCAGAUCGGCAUCGAGAACAAACGUGUCACAGCUAGAAGAGCGACGGAGCCUGGAGCUCAUGUCGCCAAGCAAAUGGGGCGAGGAUGAGAGGAAGAGCACGAUACGGCCCAUGAGGUCCACGAGUGCGAUAUCUGCGGUGAGCGAGGGUGGUACGUCGUCUGUGUUUGGGGAGAGAGAGGCGGCGACCUGGAAGAGAGAAGCUUCGGCUGCUAAAGUGUCAGAGAGGAGCUUCAAGAUGUUUAUAUAA
Molecule: messenger RNA, 2676 nt
Organism: Trichoderma asperellum CBS 433.97
Lineage: Eukaryota; Fungi; Ascomycota; Sordariomycetes; Hypocreales; Hypocreaceae
Cellular component (GO): membrane
Molecular function (GO): calcium ion binding
Source: RefSeq, a predicted model, not a curated record